Molecule: messenger RNA, 645 nt
Organism: Striga hermonthica
Lineage: Eukaryota; Viridiplantae; Streptophyta; Magnoliopsida; Lamiales; Orobanchaceae
Source: the annotation of a GenBank genome assembly
AUGAAAAAUAAAGCGAAAUCGAUCGAAACUCACACACAAUUCCCAGAUUUCAGCUCCCAAAUCCACUGCACAAAACACCCGAACCCAUCUCAGGUCGGCGUGUGCGCUCCCUGCCUGAGGGGCGAAUUGGUAAAAUUAGCCUCCUCCGACGCCGGCCUCUCCUCGUACCGGCACUCGACCGGCUCCUUCGACCUCGACGUCGCCGGAAAAUUCUCGUUCUUCGCGGAAAACGAGGAAACAAUCAGAGCCCAGUCGAAAAAAUCCGAUCUUUUCAGGAUCAGGAGCAGCAGCGGCGGCUGUGCGGUUGGGCCGAAGGGGCCGCUGGAAAAAUUCUGGAGAGUUAAUAAGCGCCUUUUGGGGAAAGGGAUUAUUAAACUGAAUGGGUCGCCGGAGAAUUUUGGAUUUUCGGGGGGCCAAAGUGGAAUUAAUUAUCGGGUUUCCGGUAAAAUGGGUGCGACACCGAGGUCCACGUCGUCAUCAUUCUCUGUGGCCAAGAUUUCUGACGUCACCAAUGAUGGGUUUUUGGAGUUCGAUUUUUCGUCUGAAUAUGAUAAGCAGGAUUUUUCUGAGUCGAAGAAUGGGUGUAAAAGGCACAAGGUUUGGAGGAGGAUUUUUAAGCGACUAAGUGUAGGGAAAAGUUUGUAG